AUGAUACUUUAUCCACUUUUAAAAGUUAAGUUUUGUUUGAAGAAACUAUGAAUUUGUUUUAUACUUAUAUUUACUUAAAAUAAAAUACUUCAAAUAAAAGUACUACCAAUAUUAGUUUAUAUAUUACUUUUACUUAUUACAGUUAUAAUAUAUAUAUAUCAUUUAAAAAAAAAUAUAUAUAUAUUAUUUAUGUAUAUUUCUAUUUAUAAUUAUAUUUGUAAUUAUUAAAAAAAUUAAUUUCUCUAGGAAAAUAGCGAUCAAAUUUAUUACAUACUUCACUAUUUCCAAAAGCAGUGUUACCACAUUAUUUAUCGUGGCUUGUAUUUAAAGUGUUGUGUUUUAAUUAUAUAUUAUCUAAUAACGUGAAAUUCUAAUCACAAAUACAAAUAUUUAUGUUUUAUUAAUGUAAAAUUAAUGUCUAUGGAAUAAUACAGCAACAUAUAAUUAUAAAUUUUAUUAAAUUAUUACAUAUUUAAGAGUAAGUAAACUAAUAAAUAUAAAUAUAAUAUUGUUUACAUAAAACAACAUAUUAUUUCACUGACAAAUAACAAUCUACGAAAAUAUUACAAUACGUCUUUAUUUAUAUUUUUAUAAGAUCCAAAAUGCAAAGAGAAGAAAAGCAAUUGGAUUCUGCUUUGGAGGCUAUUAUUAUGAGAGUAAACGAUUUAAAGACCGCAAUCGCUGCAAUGAUAUUUAAAUUGGAACAUGAAUAUGAAACAUUGAAUUGGCCUAAUUUUCUUGAUAAUUUUGCACUUAUUUCAGGGCAUCUGACCAGUCUCUCAAAAAUUCUUGGUCAUGAUAAAGCACCAAACCUAAGGAACUUAACAGUUUUACCAUUACGAUUAAGUCCAGAAAAAGAUGAUGAAUUGCUUCGUUUAACUGAAGGUAGAAUUCCCACAUUUGCUCACGAUUUAGUACCAGAUUAUCUACGAACCAAAGUAGAACCUCAAGCUGAACAAAAAAUGAUCCAGCUUGAAGCAAAAGCUGCAAAUUUAAAUUAUGAAACAUCACAUAAACAAGUGGCUCAGUACACAAAAGUCAUUAAUCAUGUAUGGGAUAUAGCAAAUAAAGCACGUGAAGAAUGGGAAAGUGAAGCUGGGUCUAGAGCAACUCAAGCUCAGACAAGUAGUACUGCAGACACUCAUGCUCUUGUAGCAGCUGUGGGUAUGGGUAAAGGUUUAAAGUCUGAUUCUGUACAAAUGGUUCAGUCUGGUGUAAAUUCUGUACCUAGUGGAAUGAUGGUAGGUAGACCUGGAAAUCAACAACAAACUCCAGGGCAAGGAUCUUUAGGAAAUCCACCUAGUAAGUAAAUCCAUUAUAAUUUAAUUAAUUUUAUAAUUGAUAUUUACAUUGACAACACUAACAAAUAUAUUCUAUAUAUUUGUAGUGGGACAAAUGAACAAAGCUCCAAGUGCAAUCAAAACUAAUAUUAAAGCAGCAUCACAAAUUCAUCCAUAUAGAUAA
Messenger RNA from Heterotrigona itama, 1464 nucleotides. Lineage: Eukaryota; Metazoa; Arthropoda; Insecta; Hymenoptera; Apidae. The record is from the annotation of a GenBank genome assembly.